AUGAGGUUCUCAAAGAGCGCAUUGGCCAGCUUGCUGCUGACCGUGGCCAUCAGCAAUGCCCAGCAACUUCAGAACCAAACCGAGAACGCCACCGGUGGUGCCAUCGAGGCAGGCGGCAACCGAGCCGCACCCGGAGCCGAGGUCGGAGCUGGAAACGGUGCCCAGCUGGGAAACCCUGGGAAUGAGGGAAAAAACGAGGCACGCCCGGAAGGAGACAACGGUCGGGGCCAGGGCCAGGGUAACGGACGGGCCGGCGAGCAGAACGAGAAGGAGCAGGGCAACGGAGAACGCCAACAAGGAGACCGGAACAGCGCCGAAGGUAACGGUCGAGGCAACGCUGGCAACAAGGAUGCUGAGGUAGAGCGUCCGACUGGAGAGGACCGGGAACAAGGACAGGGCAAAGGAAAAGGUAACGGAAACGGAAACGGCGCCGGUGCUGGUGCUGGUGCUGGUGCUGGUGCCGCCGGUGGCGCAGGAGGGCUUCGAGAGCUUCCUGGGGCGAACAACAACAACAACAACAACAACAACGAUAACACUGCCGUCCCAGCCAGCCAACUGCAGGAGCUCCCAUCUCUCCCUCCCGCCUUCACCCCUAUCUCAGAGCGAACAGGCACCACCACCCAGGUUGGCAUUUUCACCAGCCCUCCUGCCGCUAGUGUCCCUGCCUCCGGCCGUGCCACCACCACCCCAGGAGCUCUGCUACCACUCCCUGGGCAGAACAACGCCGCGCCUGUUGCCACUCCUGGACGGACCACCCCUGGUGUUAUUGUAGUUGUACCCACCUCUGCAGCCGCAGUCGUCUCGCCGUCCGCCCCUCCCGCCGCUUCGUCGGUGCCUCCCGUGGCCCCUUCUGCGCCCCCCGCUGCUGCCUCGCCCGUACGCGGUAUCCAAAGUUUCUCUCGGAUCAACAGUGCCGUGCCAACGGUUAGCGCCUCGAGCGCUCUUGUCUCUGAAGCCUCAUCGGUCACAGUGCCUGCCUCUGGAGCUUCUGAGCUUCCUGUUCUCUCCUCUGUUGCACUGCCCGAAGAAUCAUCGGCCAUUCCAUCGAGCGCCGUCCCUGUACCAUCUCUGAGCGUCCCACCGGUAGAAGCGCCUGCGGCAACCACCCCUGUGCUUUCCGCCUCGCCCGAAGCCUCUGUCAGCCCUGUUCUCUCAGGCCUUCCCGCAGUUCCCACAGGCACCGACCCGGCCGCGCCAUUCCCUGUUACCAACUCGACAGAAGGCACUGUCGGCGUUGCAGACCCCGUGACCUCGGGUGUCCCCGAAGCCCUCCAGCCCCUCCCUGGCGCCGAUCCGACCAACACCACGGCCCCUGGUGCGCUCGAGCCCCUGCCAGGUGCUAUCAACUCUACUACGCCUGAGGACGACGCCGCGGCUGGUAACGGUACCACCUUGGUCCCUCUGCCUGAUGCUACUAACUCUACCGAGGGAGGUGCUGCCGGUAACGGGACCUCUCUGACGCCUCUGCCUGGUGCCACUAACUCUACUGAAGGCGGCGCCGCCGGUAACGGCACCACUCUGGCGCCUCUGCCCGGCGCCGCGAACUCGACCACCGGCGGCAACUCCACCCUUAUUCCUCUUCCAGGCGCUACCAACUCCACCACUGGGGGAAACUCCACCCUUACUCCUCUGCCCGGCGCCGCGAACUCGACCACCGGCGGUAACUCCACCCUUGCUCCUCUGCCCGGCGCCGCGAACUCGACCACCGGCGGUAACUCCACCCUUGCUCCUCUGCCCGGCGCCGCGAACUCGACCACCGGCGGUAACUCCACUCUUACUCCCCUGCCCGGUGCAACCAACUCCACUACUGGCGGCGCUCUUCGGCCCUUGCCAGGAAACACCAACUCUACCACAGGCGGAAAUGCCAGCCUUGCCCCUCUGCCCGGCGCCACCAACCCUACCGAUGGCGGCGCUUCCCAGCCCCUCCCGGGCAACACCGACUCUACGAGGGGUGGAAAUGGAAACGCCAACCCCACCCCUCUGCCUGAUGCCACCGACUCUACCGAAGGUGGUGCUUCUCAGCCCCUUCCGGACACCGACUCCACGAGGGAUGGAAAUGAAAACGCCGACCUUGCCCCCCUGCCCGGUGGUACCAACUCGACGACGGGCGGGGGCUCCAACUCGCAGCCCCUACCUGGAACCGGCGGACGCACGGCAAGCAGCAGCCAGACCCUCCCUCCCCGCCCUACCGGGACUGGUGCGGCCGGCCUCCCCAGCGGUGUUGCUGGUGUCGGCGGCACCGCGACGGCCGGCCUUCCCAGCGGUGUUGCUGGUGUGGGUGGCACCGCGACGGCCAGGCCGACCCUGUCGACCAUCGUCGCUUCCAACGGCUUCACUUCGGUGCUGACGGUGCCCAACGCGGCUCAAACCGUCGCCUUCCCCGGUGGCGUGGUGCAGGGCCAGGGCCCGGACAACGCUGCUGGAUCCUUGGCAGCAACUAGGGUCCUUGCGGCGAGCAUCGCCGGACUUGUUGGUGCUUACCUCGUGAUGUAA
Pyricularia pennisetigena is the source of this 2493-nucleotide messenger RNA. RefSeq lists its product as uncharacterized. The transcript has a single exon. The record is from RefSeq and is a predicted model, not a curated record. NCBI's taxonomy places the organism in Eukaryota, Fungi, Ascomycota, Sordariomycetes, Magnaporthales, Pyriculariaceae. The coding region runs from base 1 to 2493 and encodes 830 amino acids.